UACUUUGUCUAGAGGGAUAACAGAAAUCAAGUGUAGAGUUGCCCUGACCGACAUUUCGUAGGAUUUGCUUCAUUAAAAUGAAGCUUUUGCCCAGCUCCGUCAAGGAUUUGCAGGCGAGGUGGCAUUUCCCCCUCCCAGUUGGUCCGCUUCUCGCACUGGGGCUUUUGCAGAUGCCCGUUUGCAUGGCAUACAACCUGGUAAUGGCCAUCACAACGGACUUCCAGACCACCACGUAUACCUCCUGUCAAGCCUUCAACAUAUUUCCCUCUACAUCAGCGGCUGCCAGGUCUCAGCACAAAGUAUGGGCUCUGGCUUGCUGGAUGGAAUUCCCGUUUCUCGUUGCCAGUGCAUGUCUGCAGUUCCGCUUCUAUCGGAGGAAUCUGCCCAAGGCGGUGCGGAGUUUCGGCUGCCUGAUGGCCAUCUUUAUGGCUGUCAGUAGUUCCAGUAUGCUGCUAUGGGGCACCUUUGCCCAAGCAGAUGGUGACUCAUUGCUGCACACAGCCAUCGCCCUGUCGCUAUUCGUAUCGUGCGCCAUUUACAUGGCAGGUUCCUUUGUGUGCGCCAAGUACUAUAUGAGCGAAAGGAGUGGACAGCGGCAUGAGGAACUUUCCUUGCGGCUGAAGAGCAGCCUGGUGCUCACCUACUACGUCUGGGUGGUGGUCAUGUGGAUCUUUUACUUUUUACACCAGAAGUUUUGCUUUCCCUUGGCGUACUCCGUGUUCGGUAUGGGCGAGUUCAUAUCCUGCGAGUGCUUCUGUAUUUAUCUGUGCAUGGCCUACUUUGACUUCUACCACGUAUACAUAUGCUACGAUCAACGUUUGGGAUUCUUCCUCAGCGAGAUGUGAACAGUUCCCAAUUGCUUAUGAAAUAUGCGCACCAGGUCGUCCAGACUGA
Drosophila erecta is the source of this 894-nucleotide messenger RNA. RefSeq names its product post-GPI attachment to proteins factor 2. Gene Ontology annotation, biological process: GPI anchor biosynthetic process. NCBI's taxonomy places the organism in Eukaryota, Metazoa, Arthropoda, Insecta, Diptera, Drosophilidae. Gene Ontology annotation, cellular component: endoplasmic reticulum membrane; Golgi membrane. The record is from RefSeq and is a predicted model, not a curated record. The transcript has 3 exons. The coding region runs from base 78 to 845 and encodes 255 amino acids.